CCUGUUUAUGAUACAUCAACAAAAUGUACAAAUUACAAAACAUGUAUAUAUAUAUAUAUAUAUAUAAACAAUAAAAUACUAUAACAAGAAGCGGAGAGCGAAGGGAAACACUUUCUGCUUCUGCUCAAUCUCCUACUACAUUAGUGGUAUUUCCCCGUUUCUCUUUCUCUUUCCUCUAUCUCUGUCUCUCUUCUCCCUUUAUAUCCUGUAGUAACAACUCAAUAAUCAAGAAGAUCAGAUCCAAGAAGAGGAUUACCCGUCUAUCAAAAUAUCCACUGAUCAGUCACUCCAUCAAUCAAAUCAAGAAUCAAAAUCCCAAAAGAAUCAAAAAGAUGUCCUCCUCAUCAGCUGCUUUUUCACCGGACCACCUCUCUCCCUCCGACCAGCUCUGUUACGUCCAUUGCAACUUUUGUGACACUGUCCUCGCGGUGAGCGUGCCUUGCUCUAGCUUGUUCAAGACUGUCACGGUUCGAUGCGGCCACUGCACCAACCUUUUGACCGUGAACAUGCGUAGCCUGCUUCUUCCUUCGGCUAACCAGCUGCACCUUGGUCAUGCUUUCUUCAAUCCGCAGAACAUCCUGGAGGAGAUCAGGAGCGCGGCACCACAGAAUAUGCUGAUAAAUCAACCCAAUCCUAAUGAGCCAUUUAUCCCAGUGAGAGGAGGAAUGGAGGAGCUCCCUAAGCAACCCGCGGUUAACAGACCUCCGGAGAAGAGACAGAGAGUCCCAUCAGCCUACAACCGCUUUAUCAAGGACGAGAUCCAACGCAUCAAAGCUGGAAAUCCUGAUAUAAGCCACAGAGAGGCCUUUAGUGCAGCUGCAAAAAAUUGGGCCCACUUCCCACACAUCCAAUUCGGACUCAUGCCUGAUCAACCCGUGAAGAAAACCAAUGUGCGCCAACAGGAAGGAGAUGAAGUUCUCAUGAAAGAUGGGCUUUUUGCUCCUUCCAAUCUGGGUGUUGCACCCUACUAAUAAGCACAACUAUUAGGGCUUCUUUUGCACCUCUCUUUGUCUUCUCUUCUCUUCUCUUCUCUUCUCUUCAACUGUUAAUUAUUAGGCGACUUGUUUUAAGCUUUCUUCCCAGGAGACUACUAAAGACCAUGGGUAAUUAUUGGUUGGAUUGUGUUAGUAAUGGUGUUUCGGAGAGGAUUUUUCAAGUUUCAUUAACUGAUAUUCUCUCUUUAACUGUAAGAAAAUGAAGUUCUCUAAUGUGGGCACUUUGGAAUUUUUAGAA
Molecule: messenger RNA, 1233 nt
Organism: Hevea brasiliensis (rubber tree)
Lineage: Eukaryota; Viridiplantae; Streptophyta; Magnoliopsida; Malpighiales; Euphorbiaceae
Product: axial regulator YABBY 1
Exons: 7
Coding region: 333-971 (212 amino acids)
Biological process (GO): multicellular organism development; regulation of shoot apical meristem development; abaxial cell fate specification
Cellular component (GO): nucleus
Source: RefSeq, a predicted model, not a curated record